Messenger RNA from Dibothriocephalus latus, 1143 nucleotides. The record is from the annotation of a GenBank genome assembly. Lineage: Eukaryota; Metazoa; Platyhelminthes; Cestoda; Diphyllobothriidea; Diphyllobothriidae.
AUUGACUGUGGCCAACACUACCCCAUCCACCGUAGCAGCCUCCAGCUUUAUACUCCCUUUGGACUGUUCGCCUACGAUUCCGGACCAAUUAUGGGUGAUACCAAUGAGGAUUUCGAUGAUAAACUCAAACGUGAGCCUUUCAGCUCGGAAAGUAUAUUGAAUACAUCCAAAGGGACUCCCACAUCCACGCCAGAAUCUAACCCAAGAAUCGAGGGCGUUACAUUGGUGGAAGCGGUGCCCACGAACUCCACGGUUCAGAACGCAGUUUGUUCUUCUGGUAAUAGUCUACAGCUAAAAUUGUCCGGCUAUGAAGAAGAAGACUUUUCGACCUGGCUACGCCGUGUACAGUUUCAAGUCCGGGUUGUGCGCAGCCAGGAUCGAAGCAUGGCUAUCCUACAAGGCUUGACGAAGUCACAGCUGGACAAGGCCUUAGAUGCUGGCCUCGACGAGGACACACCCGUGGAAGAAUUGCGCCGGCAGUUGGGGAGAGUGCUGAAACCGAAUAUAUCGAAAGAGGCGGCACUGAAACAGAUGUUCCCACGCUCCCUGCACCUAUUUGUGAAGAAUCUAAACACAAUUGAGCUGCGUCGUUUCCUGCUCCUCCAACCACCCCAGAAUUUACAGGAGGCGGGGAGCCCAGUAGAACACUACUCGGAAGUGACACAGGUAGCAAAACCAACUGCUCAACCAGUCCAGCCGACUGCCCUGCAAAAUACAAUACGGGGACCACAGGGCAACAACUGGCGUUGGUUCAGCUAUAACCCACCGAACCUGGCCGCAGCAUUCCAGCGGCCACAGUACCCCGGACAGGGAGGGUAUAAUCGGCUUCCCAACCUGCAAGUCUGUGCAUGCAACAACAAGCAAACAGCUUCCUUCUGCGAGCAAACCACAUCGGAGCCCUUUUGCACUGAGAUUUACGUAAAUGCUAAGCUUGUUGAAGCCCUAAUCGACACUGAAACGAUGUUUCAGCUGCGUCGGCAGCUGAAGAAGACCAACGAGCAGGCAAUAGAAGCAAAUACCAUGAGUUUUUUUCCUUUCCGCACAGCUUUGGAUGAACGCAAACCGCGCAAGCCAAUGUUCGAACAGAAAUCCCCUCCAAUACUGCACCCAACAGCCCUCGGCAGGUGCAGCCUUGCAUGCUAG